Messenger RNA from Scylla paramamosain (green mud crab), 800 nucleotides. RefSeq lists its product as uncharacterized. The coding region runs from base 144 to 635 and encodes 163 amino acids. The transcript is spliced from 5 exons. The record is from RefSeq and is a predicted model, not a curated record. NCBI's taxonomy places the organism in Eukaryota, Metazoa, Arthropoda, Malacostraca, Decapoda, Portunidae.
UGCCAGUCACUCGAAACAUGAGAGGUGGAGCUGCCGAGGCGCUGCAGGUGAAAGUAUAAAUAGAGGAGCAGCAACAUGCGCACCUCAGUGUUGUGAAGAGCGUUGCGUGAGUUGACUGGUGACUGAAAGUUUGAAGCAACACAAUGUAUCUCCCUGCAUUUCUACUCCUGCUGGGGGUGACGGCAAGCUCCUGUACCACUACUCCUUCUACUACUACUACUACCACUGCUACUACUUCAGACCGGACGACCCCUGACUGGCAAUCCGAGAGCUGCCGGUACUACUGCAUCUACAGGCGUCCUUACUGCUGUGACGACGGCUCCCUCCCCGUUCCCAGGGACCACGAGGUGCACUCAACCCUGGACUGCCCCCCUGAGAAUGACCAGAUCUGUAAAUCCACCGGUAUCUUCCUGAACGGCACGGUCCCGGCAAUGGUGCUGGCGAAGGGAGACCCAAAGAAGCAGGUAUGGUGUGCCUCUGACGGAUACUGCCGGGAGGACCAGAGGUGCUGCCCGAGCCCCUGCGUCAGGAGGCAUCUCUGCAUGGCCGGCCUGGGACGAGAGUUGCCGCAGGAGAUACUGCUGCCGGAGUUGGAGGUGGAGGAGGAGGAGGAGCUGUAUCUGCCUGAAGAAUAAAUCCCAUACUAUUAAAGCCGGAAGGCUAUUAGGGGUUUGGAGCAUUUUAUCCUUUAUCCAGAAAUCCAUAAGGUAGAUUUCUGCUUGUAGACAGAGAAUAGAACAAAUAUUUAAUUAAUACUAAAGGUGUAUCUGGUAGAAAAAUAAAUACAUUAUUAAACGAAA